Messenger RNA from Coffea eugenioides, 2376 nucleotides. RefSeq names its product G-type lectin S-receptor-like serine/threonine-protein kinase At1g67520. Gene Ontology annotation, molecular function: ATP binding; protein serine/threonine kinase activity. The transcript is spliced from 7 exons. Gene Ontology annotation, biological process: protein phosphorylation. The record is from RefSeq and is a predicted model, not a curated record. Bases 1 to 2376 code for a protein of 791 amino acids. Lineage: Eukaryota; Viridiplantae; Streptophyta; Magnoliopsida; Gentianales; Rubiaceae.
AUGGGCAGAUCUUCCAGUUAUCUGGCAAUCUUUUAUUGUAUUUUUGCUUAUUACUUGUCCCUGUUUUGCGUUUCUCAAGCUAAAGAUACACUAGGAGUUGACGAGUCCAUAGCUGUAUAUAAAGGAGACUACUUGGAGUCUGCCAACCAGCGUUUUCGGAUCACAACCAACUAUUCGCUGGCGGGAUGGUACGUGACGAUUCAAUAUGUGUCUAUGGGUCAAUCAAUCGAUGUCUGGGCUCAUGACAACUACCUGACUCCGGCCAGCUUACAGCCAGCAUAUCUAACCAUGAAUGCAGAUGGAAGGCUAGUCGUAUACGACAGUUCUCAACAUCGGCUAAUCGUUGUAAAUUCCCAACAGCCUGUUAUGAUUAACAGCACUACUGCAACUAUACUCGAUAAUGGAAACCUGGUUUUGAGAGCACCUGGAGGGAAUACUGUUUGGCAAAGUUUUGAUUAUCCCACUUAUGUAUGGCUUCAGGGCAUGAAACUUGGGAUUUUCCAAUCAAGCACAAGAGUUCUAACUUCAAAACCAAGCUUCGAGCAGCCUGCUUCUACAUUAGGCGUUGAUUCCAAUAAUACAAAGGAAAUUACUAUUGUGCAAUACGGAUCCAUGUAUUGGCGAAGUGGGAUAUGGAAUGGACAAAAUUUCAGCUUUCUUGAAUUCUCUGAUAAUUUUGGUUUGAAAUUUCACUACGUUUCUAAUCCGAAUGAGACCUAUUUCACAUGGAAUAGUAGUACCGAUCCCUUUGUCUUUUUUAUGUUUAGUGAAAGCGCAAACAUCACUGUUAGUAGUGGGGAUUUUACCAAUUUUCAGACAUUGGCAGUUUGUGAUGUGAUUGAUUACAGGACGAGGAAAGAUCAGUCCGUGGGGUGCACGAAUUCUUGUGGCGCUGGUGAUGGGUUUAAGGAAAUAAUGGGUGACUUGGAUGUCUGGAAUGAAUUGUCAUAUAAUGACAAUGCUCUUCGUUUUUGUAAGUUGAAAUGCAGAAGAAACUGUUCCUGCUACGCUUAUUCUAAUACUGCAUACGAUCAGAACGGUGUUGCUUUGGGCUGUAAAAUAGCUAGCAGAAGCAAAGGAAAACUUAUUUCUUCGAAUAAACAAAGAAUUUUCUUUCGCGAAAGCUUUGUCUUGGAGAAAGAGCUAGGUCUUCCUCCUACCCAGCUUGCUCCAAGCCAAAAAAUGAAGUCAAAGACAUGGAAAGUGAAGUUAUCUGUUGGUGCUCUAGUGACAUUUUUGGGGGCUCUUGCAUUACUAUACUUAUUUUGCAAGCUGCAAAGCAGAAUGCGCCACCAUAAAGGGAAUUUCCAGCUACCAGAAAGAAGGGAUGAUGAAUCACCUAUUUUCGAGUUUACCAGCAUACAGAUUGCAACCAACCAUUUUUCUGAUGAAAAUAAACUUGGUCAGGGAGGAUUUGGUCCUGUAUAUAAGGGUAAGUUGCCUACUGGGCAAGAGAUUGCGGUGAAAAGAUUGAAUACAAUGUCAUGGCAUGGGAUUGAACAAUUCAAGACCGAAAUUACAGUGAUAACUAAGGUGCAACACCGAAACCUUGUAAAACUUCUGGGAUAUUGCAUUCAUGGGGAGGAUCGGUUAUUAGUGUACGAGCUCCUGCCAAACAGUAGCUUGGAUUCAUUUAUAUUUGGUGAGUUCAACUAUCUGCAUACUUUAGCCCACAUGGAUACUACAAAACGGGCAGUACUUGAUUGGAAAAGACGUUCACGGAUUAUUGAAGGGAUAGCUCAAGGGCUAUUGUACCUCCACAAGUAUUCUAGAUUAAGAAUCAUCCACAGGGAUCUCAAAGCAAGCAACGUUUUGUUGGACAAUGACUUGAAUCCCAAAAUUUCUGAUUUUGGAACUGCAAGAAUUUUUGGAGAUGAUGAGUCACGUGCAAAUACAUUGAAAGUCGUAGGGACAUAUGGUUACAUGUCUCCUGAAUAUGCUAUGAAGGGUAUCAUCUCUGAGAAGUCUGACGUUUAUAGCUUUGGAGUCAUGAUGUUGGAGAUUAUAACUGGAAAGAAGAACACUUCUUUCAGUGACAUGGAUGAUCAUUUAAACUUAGUAGGACAUGUGUGGAAUUUAUGGAAAGAUGGAAGGAUUUCGGACAUUGCAGAUCCUAGUUUAGGUGAGACAAUUCCCAUGCUUGAAAUUUCAAGAUAUGUUCAGGUUGGGCUCCUGUGCGUCGAAGAAACUGCAGCCGACAGGCCAACCAUGUCUGAUGUGGUUUCCAUUCUCAACAAUGAAUCACUGGUCGAUCUUCCUGUUCCAAAUCGACCGGCUUUUUCUGCCGCCAACAGAUACCGAAAUAAUAACAACUUAGUUCAAAAUCAAGAAUCCUCCGAUAAUACACUGACAAUUUCGGAUUUGGAGGCUCGAUAA